UAGAGUCCCAUUAGUCUCUCUUCCUUCUGAAAGAGAGAAGUCGCAAGACCUUAAUCUCUUACUCGAAUUCGAUCAUAGAAGUCUACAGCUUACAGCUCUCACGUUGAUUUGUUGCUUAAUUUCAGGAACAACGGUGGAGAUUUUAGUAAUCUAGAUCAUUAAAUCCUCAGAAUAGUUUCUUUUUGGCAUUUCUCUGAGAACCAUAGACCCUGGUUACUGUGGUGUGCCUAAGUUGAAUCUCCAACAAAUCACCAGAUGUUUGGGAUUUCAUAUGGAGAGCUGUUUCUCUUGCUUGGAGCUACCGCUGCUCUAAUUGGACCCAAGGACUUGCCAAUAAUUGCCAGAACAGCAGGGAAAUUCGCUGGCCGUGCCAUUGGGUAUGUCCAAUUGGCCCGUGGCCAAUUUGACUCUGUUAUGCAACAAUCGCAAGCUCGCCAGGUUCACAAGGAACUUCAGGAUACAAUGGCACAACUAGAUGCCAUUAGACAUGAAAUUAGAAGUGUAUCAUUCAUGAAUCCUGGUCCAAUGACUAGGAGACUAGUGGAUAAUCUUGACAAUACUUCUCCUGGCAGCAUGGCGUCUGAAGAACCUCCUAGAGAGGAUAAAUCAUUGCCCACCGUUUCUAAGGAUUGCAGGCCAACAGCCCCAGAUUCAUGUAAUAUGCACAGCCAAGCUACUGCUUUUGCAAGAUUGGCUGAAUCCCCAUCCUUGAAGGAUGGUUCAACAAAUAUUAGUACCAAAUUGGAGAAGCUGAACACUGAAUCUGGUCUUCUCACUAUCUUACCAGUAUCUGCUGAAAGUACUGGGCUUUUACCCAAGCGCCAAGAUGAAAUAAAAGGAUCUGACAUCGUGUUGGAAGCUAUAGUGGAGGCAGAGGUGGCGCACAAUGCAAAAGAAUUUUUCUCACAGCCUCAGAAUCAAAUUAAAUAUGAAUAAAUGAUCCUUGGAAGGAGGAUAUUCCUAUGACCUCAGCAAGAGGAAUCUGUCAGCGAGCUGGGCAAGUUCUGGUUAUACAGGAGAACUCCUGAGAUGAAUGAAUCACUUGCACACAUGAAGCUAUGAACACGGACUUAGAGGGUUUUGUGCAUAAGCAUGAUCUUUUUUACCCUGUAAAUGUGCUGUGUUCCUGCAUUCUCAAUUAGAUUAGGCAUCCUGCUUUGUCUUAUAAAAACAUUUGGGCUGUUUGCAAUCAGAAUUACAAGAUUGUAUUCUAGUCCUGCAUUGGUCUCCAGUGUCCUAUCUGGUUGCCGCGAUGAGCAGGUUUAAAAUCAUCUAGCUAGCUCUGACGCUUGGUUUGGGCUAGAGUAUCAUCAUAAGUCAUUACCGGUGGUUAUGCUUUCUUGUAUAACGUCCAAGAGGAAAACAGUUUGUUCCGCGCAAAUCGACUGCUGUUGAUAUACUGUUGAGCAUUGAGUAAACUAUCAUUUUAGUCACCGAAA
Tripterygium wilfordii is the source of this 1439-nucleotide messenger RNA. Its product is annotated as sec-independent protein translocase protein TatB-like. The record is from RefSeq and is a predicted model, not a curated record. Bases 256 to 936 code for a protein of 226 amino acids. Lineage: Eukaryota; Viridiplantae; Streptophyta; Magnoliopsida; Celastrales; Celastraceae. The transcript is spliced from 8 exons.